AUGAUUGGGGGACAUGGCAUGAUUGUCAAGAUCGAUGAGAGCAAGUUCGUGAAAAGCAAAUACAAAAGGAAACUGGGUCCUCGGAAUGGUGGAAAGGACUCCACAACGAAGAAUGGUGAUGUUGGUGGUGCCCAACAGGACGAAAGCAACACUGGAGCACGCAAUAAGAACCUUUGUUCACCCUGGUUCGACAAUACACACGGACAUGUGGUGGAAGGGUUACAUAAGCCUGGAAAGGCUUGGUUACACCCACAAGACUUUGUGCCACAAGCACGAGUUCGUGGCAGCCGACUCAACACACACACCCAGACGAUUGAAGGGAGCUGGACACUGCUGAAGAAGGCCAUUCCUGUAUAG
This is a messenger RNA of Seminavis robusta, 357 nucleotides long. The record is from the annotation of a GenBank genome assembly. NCBI's taxonomy places the organism in Eukaryota, Bacillariophyta, Bacillariophyceae, Naviculales, Naviculaceae.